Molecule: messenger RNA, 5637 nt
Organism: Coregonus clupeaformis (lake whitefish)
Lineage: Eukaryota; Metazoa; Chordata; Actinopteri; Salmoniformes; Salmonidae
Product: sprouty-related, EVH1 domain-containing protein 1
Exons: 6
Coding region: 639-1967 (442 amino acids)
Biological process (GO): negative regulation of MAPK cascade; multicellular organism development
Cellular component (GO): membrane
Molecular function (GO): protein kinase binding
Source: RefSeq, a predicted model, not a curated record
CUUCCGCCCAGUUUUUCGAUGUUCAUUGCCCGAGUUGAAAAUGGAAUUCGAUUAAAGCAGAUGUACAACAACUUCUUCGAGAACAUUUUACUCACCGUUUUUGCCUAAUGUAUUUCAAUUUAAUAAUGAAAAUUCGUUUGUAGGCCUGUCUUCCCCCCCCCCCAGUUGUGGAGGUUAUAAUUCAACGUACACCGACACAUUGACGGAGCAACGCUGCAGCACUUUUCAAGUGUUGUCCUGGACCUGAAGUUGGCGAGGGAAUGCUCGAUAGCUAACCACGAAUAACGUGCCAAAUGUCGGGUUUAUUUUGUACCAUUUUUAGCAUCUGAGCGCAUUGGAUUUCGUGUUGCGGAAGAGGAUGACGAAACUGUGUAUUUUAUUGUGGUUGGAUUUUACUUCCAGGGAAGAUAAAAUGAAUCAUCGGUUGUCAUUCCUCCUGGCAAUUUAGUUACAGCUAGCUAGGCUACUUGGUUUUCCGAAAUAAAGCUUAGUUAUGCAUGCACCAUUGUAAGACCAUUUACUUUUAUCCAAUAUCUGGGUGGUUUAUGCGAAAGAAAAUGGUGAUAUUUGUGGUUUAUUUCCCCGCCGUCACUGCGUCCUUGAUGCUAUUGCCAGGAUUUGCAUCCCCUUGAGGAAAGAUGAGCGAAGAUUCGACAAAUCCAAACAACGAUGACAGUUAUGCGCGUGUGAGAGCAGUGGUCAUGACUCGGGAUGACUCCAGCGGUGGGUGGCUGCCUCUGGGGGGCGGGGGCCUCAGCUGCGUUACCGUCUACAAAGUCAGCCAGAUGCCGGACAGCAACAGCAGCACCACAGACCCAAACACCACAUCCACCAACCCCACAGCAGACUUCCUCAUCAAGGGGGAGCGGCUCAAAGACAAAUCGGUUGUUCUGGAGUGUAUUCUAAAGAAGGACCUGGUCUACAACAAGGUCAACCCCAUAUUCCACCAUUGGAGGAUCAACGACAAAAAGUUUGGCCUGACCUUCCAGAGUCCUGCCGAUGCCAGGGCCUUUGAUAGAGGGAUCCGCAGGGCCAUCGAGGACAUCAACCAAGGCUGUCCUGCGUUUGGUGACUCGGACUCCCUUGAAGAUGGAUUACAGCCCCUGUGUGAGGAGCCGCCCUCCAUCUGUACGCCCAUGAAGGAGCCCUUCUCCCCCCUGAGUGUCCACAGUGUGGUGUCCACUGAGCCCUACCGAGGCUGCUACGUCCGCGCUCAGCCUUUUGACGAGUUCCCCUCCAACAACCGCCGCUACCUGCCUCCUCAGCAGGUGUCCUUCAAGUCGACGCGCCACGUCAGCUUUCACAUGGACGAGGAGGAGAUCGUAAGGAUCAACCCUCGUAAGGACCUUCUGAUCCGCGGUUACGAGGACUACCGCCACCCCGUCAUGUGGAAGCAGGAUGUCGAGCGAGAGGACCCUGACUUCCCCGCCCCCUUCCACAAACUGGACAAGAAGUGUGAGUACCUCUUCCCAGAGGGGCCGGGAAUGGAGUCCCACUCGGGCCCUGGGAGUAUGGGUAUGAGCACAGGACUGGGGCUAGGGCUGGGUAAAGACUCCUCCAUCAAGACCCAGCCUUCGCCGCUGCUCAAGUCCAAAAAAGGACGGCGGCGGCGGGAGGAUGGUGAGCGUUCACGCUGUAUCUACUGCCGGGAAAUGUUCAACCAUGAGGACAACCGGCGGGGCCAGUGCCAGGACGCUCCAGACCCCAUCAAGCAGUGCAUCUAUAAAGUCAGCUGCAUGCUGUGUGCCGAGAGCAUGCUCUACCACUGCAUGUCCGACUCUGAGGGAGACUUCUCGGACCCGUGCUCGUGUGACACGGCUGACGAGCAGUUCUGCCUGCGCUGGCUGGCCCUGGUGGCGCUGUCCUUCAUCGCUCCCUGUAUGUGCUGCUACCUGCCGCUGAGAGCCUGCCACCACUGUGGGGAGGCCUGCCGAUGCUGCGGGGGCAAGCACAAGGCCGCCGGGUGACCUGACUGAACUCUGACCCCCUCACCCGGGACGACCUACCCACAACACAGCUAGCUAACACAAGCGGAAGCUUGUUUUUCAUUCACCUCUCAGAGGGGGUGACAUGUUGUUGUAGACCCCUGGCUCUGGAGGUCUUUUGGAGAUGUUUGAGUGUGUGUCCUCUGACGCAGAGAGCAACGAAGACGAACCUCGUGCUUUACGGGCUCUGAGCGUGAAGUUCAGGAGCUUAACGCGAGGAGAAGGCGUUGAGAUUAACAGACAUGGUGAUAUUACUAAACACACACUCACACUCGUACAUAAUACACACAACCAGGCCACCAUGUCAGACUCUCUCUGUAAGUAAUGUGUAACUUUAUGAAGGAAUAACAAACAACGAAAACAAAACAAUUGUGCGUACAGAAAACAUACUUAGUGUUCGAGUAUGCUAAAAGGGAUAUGUUCUUGCUUUUUUGUGAAUUUGCGUUUGGGUAACAGUGGCCUUUCCUUUGACUCGAGCAUUCGCUGACAGUGUAAUUAUUAGACAGAGAAAGUGCACUAGAAAUGUUUUAUUCCCCCCCAAAAGGUAACCUUCAAACAAUUCUAAUGGUACAUUAACCAUAAGACCAUUCUUAUAUAGUAAUUUAACAGUUCGGAGAUGUUGCUGUGGUGGAUGUGUACGCGUUUCCUUAUUUUUCCUAUUCAUCGAAGGUUGAACAAAAAAAUUACAGAACACCUUUAUCUUUUGACAGGUACAGUAUGACAUAGCUUUUGACAUUCACCCUAGAUAAUGUUAGAAUUAUUUCCUUGUUUUGGUAAGGCGAUUUGGACCACUUAAUUGCAUUCCAACAUAAAGGGAUUGAUUCCAUGAGCAGAAGGGAAAACAUGGUAAUGUAUUUUGCCAUCCUUCAUCCCCCCAAAACCUUUUUUUCCAAGUCAAGAAUGAAUGUUAACGCUUCUUGAAUAACCUUACACGAAUGAGACCAAUACUUCACAAUUCCAUGUACUUGUUCAAUUUUGAUGGUGAAACUGGUGUUUGUCAUUUUUUCUUGCUCAUUUUAUGUUUUGAAUUUAUAAAGCUGAAAUUUUGCUCAACCAGCAAGUUUUUCGAUUUAAUUUUGGUGAGUAAGUGGUAUUGAGUGCCCCUUUGUGGAACAAGGCACUUACAUUAGGCUAGUUUAGGGAAAAAUUAAAUGUUUUUAGUUAGUUGGCAACAAGAAAUCACCAAUUAAAACUCAAAUUUAGUGUGAGAGAAACCCACCUUGAAAGCACUGGUCUCCAAGCUUUGGUUACAGCACCAUCUCCAAAUUUCAAAGUACUGUAUGUCUGUCCCUUUGUGAUUGAAGUAUUUGUAAGAAUGAGUCAAAUGUACUGCUGUUAUUAGGUCAUUUUGCAGCUUGUCCACUGUAACUCCUAGAAUACAUAAUUUAACAUUUGCCCAGUCGUGAACGAAUGGGUGCAUCGUUUUAAAUGUCACAGAAAGUACAUUUGGCUAUAGGUUAUUAUAGCAUAUGAGUAUGAUUGUUGCACACUGUAUACUGUAUGUGCAUAGGUCUUCAUAUGCAAAGGCAGUGAGAUGUCAAGCACGGUGAUCAUAUAAACUGAUAUCUGUUUUGAGUAGUUGUAACAAACCUGACUUUGUAGAAGCCUGACUGGUAGAUAUGACGGUCCUUGUUCAAAUCCAUAUUUCAAACAGAAGAACAUAGCCACGAUAACAACCAAUGAAUGACUGUAGACAGACCCCCAGUUGUAUUAAUUUGAUAUUGCAUCUCAAAAAGACAGUAUGUUAUUGCUAAUUCCACACAACAGCAUCAACUGUUGAUUUUAGAAACUUGUCUGCCUGUGUACCUAAAUAAUGUUUGAGAACAAAGAGGCUUCUUUGAUAAGUUAGACAAAAUCAUUAUCAAACUGAUAGAAAAUCGCCCUUCCCAAUUUGAAAAGCUUGUCAUUACAGCCCUGUACUUUAGCCAAUAGAUAUUAACACCAUCCCCCGGCCCGCCACUCCUCGAGAAAGGGAAGUGGCAACUCGGUCUUGUCUCCAGACUGGACGGAGGCAGUCAUCUUCUUCCAAAUCCCACCCUUAUGCCCCAUGCAGGGCACUCUUUACUUUCUAUGCAAACUCUUGACCAUGGGAAACACAUAGACCUCUCUCCACACUGAGUCCGUGACAGGACACUUUAAUAACGCUAUUUACACGUUACCCAGGUACCAAACUCCAAACACCUGUAAAUAAGUAACACUAUAUUUAAAUACCUGAUAAUAAUCCCAUUUUGUUUUUUGGAAAUUAAAAGAUAGAGCUGUAUUUAUAACUGCUGUCAGCAUAUACUGUAGCUUCAAUUGACAGCCUUAUGUACAUAGGUCACCUUUUAGUAUUAUUUCACAUUGAAAAGUAGAGGGCGUUGAUGAUGGAAAUGACUAUUGCGCUUUGAAUAGAGUUUCUUUCUAGUUUUGUACAGAGGAAGGAAGCCUAGAGUGCUAACAAGGCAAAGUAGUGGCAGUCCACUUAUUUUUAAAAAGUUUGAUAUAUAUAAAGCUGCUAGAUACAAUCACUAAUUUUAUUGUGUUGGGAGGGAGAGAAAAAUCCGCUAUGAAAGACUGUUAAAACAAUAUCUAGUUCUCUGACAGCAUAUAACCAUGACGACGAGUGUGUGUUUGUUAGGUGUAUGUAUGUGUGUGCCUGUGUUCAGCCGUUUGGUUUGUUUGUCCAUUUCCUUUUUUUCUCCUCCCAUAUUGUAAUUUGGAUUGCCCUGCACAUUGCAAGCUGAACCAAGGUUUGAUGAACCUGAUUUAAAAACUUGCUGGCUGAGAAGCAAAAUGUAGGACAUACAUUAGCUGAGAGAUACUGAAAUAGCCGGUUUCAUUCUGCAUUAACCAGCACAGUGCAACUCGCUGUCAUGUACUGUAUUAUAUAUGCAACAUGUCUGUCUGCUUUAAUAUAUUUUUUUACCUGUCAGUUAACUUUGCAUAUGUAAGACUUCAGUUUUUAACCACUGCUGCUAGUCUUUUGUUAUUCUUUCAAUCUUAAAGUGUGCAUAUCUUUGGAAUGCAUAAAAAUGUACAUUCUUGACUUUGUCUAGGUUAAAAUGAAAUGCCUAUAUAAACUUGUUUCUUCAGUGUAUUGUUUGAAAAGGUUACUUUUCACAGCAGUUGUGGUUACAUUUAAAUUCUCCAAUGCUUUGGUGCACUGAUGUAUGUAGGCUUUCUUCUUCUUACAGCGCUUGAUGACGUAACAUUUAUGUGAUUAGUUCUAAAUAGUGGAAAACAUUUGUUUUGAAAAUUGCAGUAAAAAUGGUACUCUAAUUCUUCUGUAAACAUUGUCUGUUUCCCUUCUUUCUCAUGCACCUUUUCUUUCAGUUCCUUAGUGCCGUUGGUUCACACCAUGACAACCUCGAAAAAGUGCCUCACGUCCAUCAUAGUUUCCAUCUAAAACUUAACAGCUCUUGUUCUGGUUAUAUUGGUUUAUAUACGUCUAGGUAUUUCUAUCAUGGUUUGAAAAUUCCAAGUAUAUGAUGUAAAAUGUAUAGUUCAAUAACUCAUGUCAUAGUUGUAUUUUCUUCAUACAGAUGUAGCUUGUUACUUUUCAUAAAUAUAUGUAAAUAUGCAUACAUAUGUUUGUAACUGUUUUUAUGUUACAUCAUACACUUGUAAUUUGACAUAUCAAAUAACAUUAUCAUAAUAAAAUGGCGAGUUUUAA